Vespa crabro (European hornet) is the source of this 5110-nucleotide messenger RNA. RefSeq names its product clustered mitochondria protein homolog (gene clu). Gene Ontology annotation, biological process: intracellular distribution of mitochondria. Gene Ontology annotation, cellular component: cytoplasm. The record is from RefSeq and is a predicted model, not a curated record. Bases 353 to 4534 code for a protein of 1393 amino acids. NCBI's taxonomy places the organism in Eukaryota, Metazoa, Arthropoda, Insecta, Hymenoptera, Vespidae. Gene Ontology annotation, molecular function: mRNA binding; protein binding. The transcript has 16 exons.
AGUGAUCGAAGUGUAGCGUGCGUGAGGUUCCAUUUGACCAAUCCCGUCGGUUAGACUUUGUACUUCGUUCGAAACGCACGUGCGGUAGAGAAAAGCGGCUCGGUAUAGCGCGGAGCCGAGUAGUGUGCCGCCCCGUGAAAAAGUUGGUCGUCGAUCGUGCCGUGCUCUCUUUCUCUCUCUCUCACUCUUUUUUUCUCUUUUUCUCUCUCUCUCUUUUUCGAAAUUUAUCAGAAAGAAAAAAAGUUCGUGGCGCGAUCCCGGUACCGUGAUUUUCGUGAGAAAAUAAUCAUUCGUAUCACGUUGAAAAAAAUCGCUUGAACUAAAGCAACUCGAGGGAAUUUGUCGACGAGGAAUGGCACUGGGCGCUCAGAUCAAGGCAUCCGGGGAAAACGGGAGCGUGAAAAUACCCUUGCUGAACGGCACCGAGGAUCGAAACGCGACCGAAGUUAAGCAGAACGGCGAAGAAAGCGGUAGCACGAGUACGAUCGCAGAAAAUGUUGUAGAAAAGGGCGAGGUUGAAGCUACAAAGGAAGGGGAGAAGGAAAAAGAUAAAAAGGAUGAAAAGCUUGAUAAGGAACAAGACAAGGAUAAAGAGAAAGAUGCGGUCAACGAGCAAGAAGUUGUUUAUAUCCAAGAUAUGGGAUUUACUGUUAAAAUCGUUAGCCCUGGCGCCGAGCCAUUCGAUAUUCAGGUUUCCAGCAUGGAAUUGGUACAGGAAAUUCACCAACUACUUAUGGAUCGCGAGGACACUUGCCAUCGUACCUGUUUCUCCCUUCAACUCGACGGAAAUACACUGGAUAACUUUGCCGAGUUGAAAAAUAUCGAGGGCCUAAAAGAAGGUUCUGUUAUUAGGGUCGUCGAAGAACCCUACACAAUGCGGGAAGCUCGUAUACACGUGCGACACGUUCGAGACUUAUUGAAAUCCGUAGAUCCUACAGACGCUUAUAACGGCGUUGAAUGUAGUAGUUUAUCGUUCCUAAAUGUUGUUACCAAUGGCGAUAUUCUAGAGAAAAAGAAAACACGAGCGGAUUCGGUUGAUUGCACUCCGCCGGAUUACAUUAUACCUGGUUGUAAAGAUAGGCCUUUAUUACCUUUGCAACCUCAAGCUAAAGAACAAAAAUGUCCGCCGUGUCUAAAAGUGUUAACAACGUCCGGGUGGAAUCCACCACCAGGUCAUAGAAAACUACAUGGUGAUCUCUUAUACUUACAUGUUAUAACUCUGGAAGAUAAGCAGUAUUAUUUAACGGCCUGCGCUAGGGGUUUCUUUGUUAAUCAAUCAACAAAGGAGAUAUUUAAUCCAAAACCAGCAACGCCGAGUCAUCUGUGCCAUAGCUUGAUCGAGUUGUUGAACCAAUUGAGUCCAGCUUUCAAGAGAGGCUUCGCUGCCAUGCAGAGACGGAGAACGCAAAGACAUCCUUUCGAAAGAGUUGCGACACCCUAUCAACUGUAUGCAUGGAGUGCUCCACAAACCGAACAUACUAUUGACGCUAUACGUGCUGAAGACACUUUCUCAUCAAAAUUAGGCUACGAAGAACAUAUCCCAGGACAAACACGAGAUUGGAACGAAGAAUUGCAAACUACCAGGGAAUUACCUCGCAAAAAUUUACCCGAGAGAUUAUUAAGAGAACGUGCUAUUUUCAAGGUUCACAGUGAUUUUGUCGCUGCAGCGACUCGAGGAGCGGUCGCCGUAAUUGAUGGCAAUGUCAUGGCCAUAAAUCCGGGCGAGGAAGCAAAGAUGCAAAUGUUUAUUUGGAACAAUAUUUUUUUCUCUUUAGGCUUUGAUGUACGAGAUCAUUACAAGGAACUCGGUGGUGAUGCUGCCGCUUUCGUUGCUCCUCGUAAUGAUUUGCAAGGCGUUAGAGUUUAUGCUGCUGUUGAUUUACUUGGACUCUAUACUCUUGGCACAGUUGUUAUUGAUUAUAGAGGUUACCGUGUUACUGCUCAAUCUAUUAUCCCAGGAAUCUUAGAACGUGAACAAGAACAAUCUGUUAUAUAUGGUUCUAUAGAUUUUGGGAAAAACGUUCUUACACAUCCGAAAUAUAUUGAAUUGUUAAACAAAGCUGGACAACAAUUAAAAAUAUUGCCUCAUAAAGUAAUUAACGAUGCUGGAGAGGAAGUUGAACUUUGUAGUAGUGUGGAAUGUAAGGGUAUCAUUGGAAAUGAUUCUCGACAUUAUGUUUUAGAUUUACUCAGAACUUUUCCGCCCGAUGUUAAUUUCUUAAAAUUGGAAGGCGUUGAAUUAAGUAAAGAAGCAAGGGCGUUAGGUUUUCCUAUUGAACAUAAACACAAAUUGGCUUGUCUUCGUCAAGAAUUAAUCGAUUCUUUCGUGGAAGCUAGAUAUGUUCAAUUUAUCAAGCAUGCUGCUGUUCAUCUUCAACAACUUACGUCCGCUCGAAAGUCACAGAAAGAAAAAGAAUCAUCGUCAAAGGAAAAUAAAAAAGAAGAAGCAAAUGCCGUGGCAGUUGACAGUAACAAAGAAGUUUCAGCACAGUCUUUAAUCGAGGCUGAUGAAGCUAAAAAAAUUGUUGAGAGUAUUACUGAUUCUAUAACAGGAGGUGAAAAGCAAGAAUUGGAAGAAAGUACUAAAGAAAUAGUUCGUAGAGCUGCAGCAGCUGUUGGAAGUUUACGAGAUGCGGAAUUUGAUGUAAGAUUUAAUCCGGAUGUUUUCUCGCCUGGAGUUCGUCAUCCAGAUCCAAAUGACGUUGCAUUGAAGAAACAAAAACAAUUGGUCAAAGAUGCUGCAGAUUUUCUAUUGACCGUACAACUCCCAACUUUUAUUCGAGAAUGUUUAGAUCAUACGGCCGCUGCCAUGGAUGGUAGCACGUUGAUAGAAGCUUUACAUGGUAGAGGUAUUAACGUUCGUUAUCUUGGAAAACUAGCGGUCAUGUUAGCUGCAGUACCCCAGUUACGAUAUCUCAAUCGUAUUGCCGUUUCAGAACUUAUUUUACGUUCAGCAAAACAUAUUUUUACGUCUUAUAUGCAGGGUACAGAAUUAAUGAGUCUCUCAGCAGCUAUCAGUCAUUUCUUAAAUUGUUUGUUAUCUUCAGCACAAAUCAUACAUCCUCAACAAAAUCUUGAAGAAGUACGUUACUGUAAAACAUUUUAUACGACGUAUAAAAAAAAAAAAGUAAUAUUUGUUCCGACGAUAAUUAUUGUUUAUUUUCAGUUGCAAAGUAAAACAGCAAAAAGACGUAAUAAAAGAAAGGGUAGAAAUAAUGGACCACAACAAUCGGAAGUUGAAUGGGCAUCCUUGACACCAAAAUCACUUUGGCAACAAAUUAAAGCAGAUCUGAAAAGUUAUUAUGAUUGGGAGACACCAACACCUGAAUCAUUGGAUGCUACGAUCGAACAUUUUCAUCUGCAAAAGAUUUCCUUGCUUCGUGGUUUUUGCAUAAAAACGGGUAUUCAGAUAUUACUUCGUGAAUAUAAUUUUGAAAAUAGAAAUAGAGCCACGUUCUUUGAGGAAGACAUCUUAAAUAUUUUCCCUGUUGUUAAACAUAUCAACCCUAGAGCUAGUGAUGCUUAUAACUUUUAUACAACUGGACAGAGCAAAAUUCAACAAGGUUAUUUGAAGGAUGGAUAUGAAUUAAUAAGCGAAGCAUUGAAUUUAUUGAACAAUGUUUAUGGAGCCAUGCAUCCUGAAAUUGCACAAUGUCUUAGAAUGCUUGCAAGGUUGAAUUAUAUAAUGGGAGAUCAUGGAGAAGCAUUAGCAACCCAACAAAAAGCUGUACUCAUGUCAGAAAGAGUGAAUGGUAUAGAUCAUCCAUAUACUAUCACAGAAUAUAUUCAUCUCGCAUUGUAUUCUUUUGCAAAUGGUCAAGUUUCCGUAUCGUUACGAUUAUUAUACAGAGCACGUUAUCUCGCAUUGUUAGUUUGUGGUGAAGAUCAUCCGGAAGUAGCUCUUCUUGAUAGUAAUAUUUCUUUAAUAUUACAUGCCGUUGGAGAGUAUGAAUUAUCACUUAGAUUUUUGGAACAUGCUCUGGAUUUAAAUCUUCGUUAUCAUGGUCCGCGUUCUUUGAAAGUAGCAGUAUCCUAUCAUCUUGUUGCAAGGACCCAAUCAUGUAUGGGUGAUUUCCGUGCAGCCUUAAACAAUGAAAAGGAAACUUACGCGAUUUAUAAACAACAAUUGGGCGAAGAUCAUGAAAAAACAAAAGAAAGUAGUGACUGUCUGAGACAUCUUACGCAACAAGCUGUAGUAUUACAAAAGAAGAUGAAUGAAAUUUACACGGGAAAGUCAGGAGUUACAUUGCCGCCUAUUCAAGUGCAACCACCUAGUAUGGGUUCGGUUCUUGACAUGUUAAAUGUGAUAAAUGGUAUUCUUUUUGUACAAAUCAGUCAGCAGGAUAUUGAAAAUUUCAAAGCGGAAAUUGAAAAGCGACAGAAAGAACAAUCGCCGGAUAACGAAAGCAAAGCGAUCGAAACUACUGAAAGCAAAAAGAACGAGAAGGAAAAUCGAAAAAUUGAACAAAAGUCAGAAGGGAAAAAGCUAGAAGAGACUAAAGCAACAUUAGAACCGGUCAUGGCAGAAAGCUGAACUUUUUGUAUGCGUACAGAUAUAGAAAGAGUUAGUAGUAUCAUUUUCAAAUCCUAGUCUCUCUCAUCAUGCCCGCGUUUGUCCUUUCGAAAGGUAACGCUUAUACGAACACAUAUACGAUUGGAAUAAAAUCGGAGUGGGGCAGUGUCUUUGUAAUAGGAUUGUCAAAUAGUGCAUUAUAUUUGUUUAUAGUGCUAUAAUGUUGGAACUUUUGCAGUGCAGUGUUUCAAAGUCGUAAUCAAUAUGUGGGAAGGAGCGCAUUUGCAAAAAAAAAAGAAAGAAAAAAAAGAAAAAGAAAAAAAAAAGAAAAAGGAAAAAAAAAAAGAAAAAAAAAAACACGUACUUUCAUCAGAUCUGUGACGUUCGCUCUUUAAAAUGUUGCGGAUUUUACUUGGCCCUUCUAUAUCAUAAUCAGAUACAAUAAACAAAUUCAAUUGUUGUUCAAUGUAAAUAACGUUCAAAGAGAUCUUAUCUCUUACAAGGAGAAAAUUUACCAGCGUGGUAAAUUCACUUGACCAGAUACAAAAGAAGGUCUACGUGUAAUUGAAAAAAUUCAUUAAAAUCGAAGAACAAGAA